Molecule: messenger RNA, 613 nt
Organism: Schistocerca piceifrons (Central American locust)
Lineage: Eukaryota; Metazoa; Arthropoda; Insecta; Orthoptera; Acrididae
Exons: 3
Coding region: 186-431 (81 amino acids)
Source: RefSeq, a predicted model, not a curated record
UCGACUCCACCGAAAUUCGACACUAAUUAAUAGGUUCAGCUUGGUUCUUCUAUCGAACUAAGUAAUUUUUUUGUUAUACACCUUGUGACUGCAGUGGAAACAUUUUGCAUUGCUUCUAUCAUUACACUAGUUUUUCGACUCUGUGUGUUAUUACUGCAAGCACUCACUGUAUCACCAUUCGAGAAAUGGACGGAAUGUUUUCUAACCCCAAAUUAAGAAGCUUUGUCAACCGCAACUUGGUAGCCAUUGUAAUGAUACCUAGUUUGAUAGGUAUCCAUUGGGGAUGGCUUAGGCUUCAAUCUGUGGAGGAAUUUGUUCCAAAGGAAGAGAGAAAAGAUCUUCCGAUCAUAAGGAUGUACCACAAGUUGAAAGAUGAAGCUGUGCAACGAUGGUUUGCAGAAGAAACACGUGACAAACCAACACAAGAGUAAUGCCUUUCUGAAAGUAAAGAACAAAUUUUCAGAAGCAGUAGCGGAACUUAUUUUGUGUAGUUACUGUAUAUAAAUGUAUUGUACAUAAUUUUCUUAAAAAGGCUUCAUUUCUGAGUAAGAAUAUAUAAAUACUAUAAAUAUUAAAGGUAUUUCAUAGAAAUAAAUAACAAAAAUUUUUAAAA